CCAUGGAGGAUGAGACGGCGGCACCAGCAGCCAAGAUCCGGAUCAAGACGAACCCGUACAUCCCCCAUGAGGUCGUCACCGAGAUCCUCCUCCGGCUGCCCGUCACAUCACUUCUCCGGUUCAGGUGUGUCUCCAAGGCAUGGCACGCCACCAUCUGCAACGAUCCAUCCUUCCAGUGCACGCACCUUCGCCGGCACAGGACCGACGACCCGUGCCUGCUCAUCGCCCCGCGGAUCCAUGCCAUCGGCCAAAAUUUCAAUGGUAGCCUCACCGGCCUCUACCAGUGGGAGGAGGACCAUGCCUACGGCACCGCGACGGCCCUCCUGUACCCAAUGCCGGUACCUCCGUUUCCCAAAUUUCUCGAGGCGCACGACCUUGUGCAUUGCGACGGGCUGGUGCUCGUGGGAACCCGGUCCGCAGCGUGGCUGCUCAACCCAGUGAUGCGCCGCGUCAUGGAAUUACCCUAG
Triticum aestivum (bread wheat) is the source of this 467-nucleotide messenger RNA. Its product is annotated as putative F-box protein At1g50870. Gene Ontology annotation, molecular function: protein binding. Lineage: Eukaryota; Viridiplantae; Streptophyta; Magnoliopsida; Poales; Poaceae. The coding region runs from base 3 to 467 and encodes 154 amino acids. The record is from RefSeq and is a predicted model, not a curated record. The transcript has a single exon.